GAAAAAUGAGGCAAAGAACACCACAAAAAGCUGAAAUGAGGGGAUAUUCAGCGCCACCCCGAAGGAGACUGUGCUGGAAGAAAGUCAACUCACACUCAUAGUACAAGAUACAAAGCCAGUCUGUGCAGUAGCUAGAAUGAGAAAAUUAAGGCAUGUCUGCAAAAUACAAGUUGACUGCCUGCCGAGCCUCUGUGGUCCGUAAGCAGUAUUAGAAAACACACUCAACUGUUGAAUCAGAGUUUGGUCCUAGAUUAGAUAUGGCCAGCAAUUCCACUAACAAAACAUUGACAGCUGCCGCACGAUGAGCUGCACAGCACAACAGCAUCGUUAAGGAGAAUGUACUUUAGGGAAAACACUAGAAGGCCUCUCACCCGACAUUCCUUGCUUCUCAUGUGGGGAGAGGAAAGAACUGGGGCAUAGUGAUACCCCUCACCCCACGCAAACCAUCUGGGGAGGAGGCUGGCUGCUGUCGACGCAGCCUCAGUGUUCAUCAAUUGCUUGAUGAUUAUUUGAUGAUUUCUGUGGCUGAAUUUCAAGAAACGUUUGUAUUAUCUCUUGGGACUGUUUACACCCUGCCAGUGGACUCUAAAACAGAGGUUACCAAGAAAAGCCUUAGAUGUGUGUCCCUGAUUUUGGUGCUGGGGUUGCUGGUGGCCUGAACAUAACGGAGCCCCCUUUGAGCUACUGGCCAAGACCAAAUAAAACUUCGCGCUCCUCUGCUGCGGGGUGCCCUGGCCUCGAGACUCAGAGGCGCUCUGUCUACAGCCGGGAGUACUCGGAGGCCCCAAGCUCCUGGCCAGCGCGGCCCCGAGGUCGGCAGGCCCCUUCCUUGUCACCUCUUUGUCCCCUCACCCGCCUCCCGCAUUCGACCGCUUUCUGACUGGACUCCACAGAAAGGCCGACGGCUGAGGAGAAGUGUGAGCGCCUCCGCCUGUCCACUGCUCCCCAAAGCCCACUCAACCCCCGACGUCCUCCGCUAGGCUCCAAGCCACGGACCCAGGGAGGGCCUCCAAGGCACCGCCCACCUACGGGUCACCCAGUCAGGACACUUCUUUCUGGGACAAAGGCGUCACCCCCCUGGAGGCAGCAGGAAAAUGGUAUCUCCCAGAAGUGAUCUCACGUCCUCCAAGAGCCGCUUCCGAUCUUACCGGAAGUGACGAACGAGUCCACCGAAUCGGUGACUGCAGUCGGGUGGGUGACUCCAGUGCGGCCGCCGCCACCAUGGGCCGCGAGUUUGGGAAUCUGACGCGGAUGCGACAUGUGAUCUCCUACAGCUUGUCACCUUUCGAGCAGCGCGCCUUCCCGCACGUUUUCACUAAAGGAGUCCCCAACGUGGUGCGCCGCAUUCGGGAGUCUUUCCUUCGCGUGGUGCCGCCGUUUAUAGGGUUUUAUCUUCUCUACACAUGGGGGAAUGAAGAGUUUGAGAGAUCCAAGAGGAAGAAUCCGGCUGACUAUGAAAAUGACAAAUGAGCAACGCACCCGAAUGACAGUUCCUUGACUCUGAAAGACCUUUCUCUGGAAGAGGAGUCUGCAUUUGUAGUCUCUUAAAGACACAGUAAACUUCCUAUGGUCUGCA
Messenger RNA from Cebus imitator (Panamanian white-faced capuchin), 1576 nucleotides. Its product is annotated as cytochrome b-c1 complex subunit 8. The coding region runs from base 1222 to 1470 and encodes 82 amino acids. Lineage: Eukaryota; Metazoa; Chordata; Mammalia; Primates; Cebidae. The transcript is spliced from 3 exons. The record is from RefSeq and is a predicted model, not a curated record. Gene Ontology annotation, biological process: mitochondrial electron transport, ubiquinol to cytochrome c.